AUGCAAGGAAAAGCCAAAAAAGGAUAAAGGAAAGCAAAAGCAGGUCAUUCAUUCCGUUAAGAGCUUAGUGAAAAGUAAAAGAAGGAUAUCAAAGAAGCUUUUGACUUAUUCGAUGUGGAUGGAUCAGGUUGUACGAUUGAUGAAAAAGAAUUAAAAGUUGCUUUACGUGCAUUAGGCUUUGAACCAGGAAAAGAAGAGAUUUAAAACUUAAAAUAAAAUCUUAAUAAUAACAACGAUUCAAAGGAAAAUAAAAAUACAAUUGAUUUCAAUGAGUUUCUUCAAAUCAUGACAGAGAAAAUGAAUGCAAAAGAAUCACAGGAAGAAAUAGAAAGGGCUUUUCAUUUAUUUUCUUAAGGUAAUGAUAAUUUCAUCACUUUUGAAAACUUAAAAAAGGUAGCUCUUGAAUUAGGAGAGACAAUGUCAGAUGAUGAAUUAAAGCUGAUGAUUUAGGAGGCUAAUAGCAAAAACCCAAGUUAAGGGUAUGUGACGAAGGAUUAAUUUUACGAUGUUUUAUCCAGAGCGACUAAUUAAUGA
Molecule: messenger RNA, 534 nt
Organism: Paramecium tetraurelia
Lineage: Eukaryota; Ciliophora; Oligohymenophorea; Peniculida; Parameciidae
Exons: 4
Cellular component (GO): myosin II complex
Molecular function (GO): calcium ion binding
Source: RefSeq, a predicted model, not a curated record